UCCAAUGGACUGGACUGGACUGGAACACGUGUUCCAGUGGACUGGACUAACCCAAGUGACAACCCUGAUCAGGAUCCAUUUUUAGUUAAUAAAAAAACCAUGAUUAAAAGAGGUAUUUUACUAAAAAAAUGA
Molecule: messenger RNA, 132 nt
Organism: Cetraspora pellucida
Lineage: Eukaryota; Fungi; Glomeromycota; Glomeromycetes; Diversisporales; Gigasporaceae
Source: the annotation of a GenBank genome assembly